This is a messenger RNA of Vigna angularis (adzuki bean), 1789 nucleotides long. RefSeq names its product probable protein phosphatase 2C 33. Bases 137 to 1261 code for a protein of 374 amino acids. Gene Ontology annotation, biological process: protein dephosphorylation. Gene Ontology annotation, molecular function: protein serine/threonine phosphatase activity. The transcript is spliced from 3 exons. NCBI's taxonomy places the organism in Eukaryota, Viridiplantae, Streptophyta, Magnoliopsida, Fabales, Fabaceae. The record is from RefSeq and is a predicted model, not a curated record.
GAGAGAGUAGCAGUAGGGGAUGGCAUCAAAUGCUGAGGAGAUUCACGCUGCAUUGACUUGUUUCUCUUGCUUCGUUCGUUAGGAUUAGGAAGGAAGUAGCCUGGAGAAGUGGUGUGUUGGCUCGGAAUCUGUGGGAAUGGGAUCUUGCCUCUCCGUCGCGGGGGCACCAUCGGAUGCAUGUGAUGACCGCUUGUGGAGUCCAACAGAAUUGUCGGAUCAUAGGAUUGAAAUGCGGGUUCACAGAGUUCCUGGGAGAUUGUUCUUGAACGGUUCAUCGCAGAUUGCUUCCUUGUACUGCAGAAAAGGCUACGGAGGGAUCAACCAGGAUGCAAUGCUUGUUUGGGAGAACUUCUGUUCGAACGACGGCACCGUUUUAUGCGGUGUCUUCGAUGGCCACGGACCUUAUGGUCAUUUGGUUGCAAAGAAACUCAGGGAUUCCUUUCCUUUAAAGCUCAUGGCUCAGUGGAAUUCCUCAAAUCCUGACAGCACCUACAGUUAUCGCAAUUUCUUUAACACAUCCAUGAACAACGACUUGGAACCUUGUACCAUUGCCCCAACUGAAAUUGCGACGCUCAGACAAUCUUUUAUCAGAGCUUCGAAGAUCAUGGACAGAGACCUCAGAAUUCACAAUCAAAUCGAUUGCUCCUCUAGUGGCUCCACGGCUGUUACCUUGCUCAAGCAGGGCCACGACCUUCUUAUUGCUAAUGUGGGUGACUCCAGAGCUGUAUUGGCUACUCAUGACCGCAAUGGUUCCCUUAUUGCCAUUCAGCUGACCACUGACCUUAAGCCUGAUCUUCCAAGGGAAGCAGAGAGGAUAAGGAUUUGUAAGGGAAGAGUGUUCGCCCUUCAAAAUGAACCGGGGAUUUAUAGAUUAUGGCUUCCCAAUGUUGACUCCCCCGGGCUUGCCAUGUCAAGAUCUUUUGGAGAUUUUUGUCUCAAGGACUUUGGACUCAUCUCUGUUCCUGAUCUCUCUUAUCACCGCCUCAAUCACAGGGAUCAAUUUGUUGUGUUAGCCACAGAUGGGGUAACGCUUACCUCCUUUUUUCUUUUGUCAAACACAAAUAUAUAUGAUCCACAUUCUUGUGUUAUCAUGCACAUACUUUCAAAUCUCUUUAGGUAUGGGAUGUUUUAUCAAACGAAGAAGUUGUGUCCAUUGUGUCGUCUAGUCCACGCUCUUCAGCGGCUCGAAUACUGGUUGACGCAGCUGUUCAGGCAUGGAAAACCAAGCUUCCCACUUCUAAGGUUGAUGAUUGCUCUGUAGUUUGCCUCUUCCUUAAUUCCAUGUCGGAGUUAAAACCAUCGACCCCCAAAAAAGACCCAUCAAAUGUCGUUGAGCAGUAACCACCACUACUUAGAGCAGAACCUUAACGAAAAUGCCCACAGUACAUAUCUUUUAUGUCAACCAUCAUUCUCUUUAUUUAGAAGAAGGACUAUUUGGCUGCAUUCCCUAUUUCAGGAAUACACUCACAUCCUAAGGUUUAACAAAUUUUCAUUUGUCUCUCCCCAAAUAAAUCUCUCUCAAUUUAUAUAACAAAACAAAGUUAUAUACUACCCAUUAACACAUGUCACUUGAUAUUUUUUUAUGCAGUUAUAAGGAUAGAGAGAUGUAGCCAUGUAAAUACAUACGGAACAUAAUUUCAUUAAACCUCGGGUGUGUGUGCAAAAUGACAUAAUUUAUCUUAUAUUUUUACAUGUACAGGGUAAAGGGAUACUACCGUCCUUUUCUUUUUAGCUGGAGAUCUUUUCCUUAUCUGUAUAUCCAAGUCUUUAGAUUAUAUUAUGUAGUUCA